AUAUUUCUCCGCCAUAUGUUCUCUACGAUACUAAUAAAAGUGAUUACGAAGUAUAUAAAUAUAUCUACCGACAGUCCUCUUUUCACACAGAGAAAAAGGAAAAGAAAAACAGAUUGCAAGAUAAUGGAGAAGAAGAAAAUGAAUGCAGUGGCAGCCAUGGCUAUGGUGCUUAUCAUCCUUUUAUCGGCCAACAUGGACACCAUCAGCGUCGCUGCUCAAGGCCUCAAUUGCUAUGAUAAUUGUAACACAGGCUGCGCCGGUCUCCCAUCGGCGGAGUACCUGAUUUGUGAUAAGAAGUGCCACGAAAUGUGCGGAGAUGGAAAUUCUCUUUUUCUUUUAUAUUUUUUUUUCAGUUUAUUUUUAAAAAGAGAAGUCUGGUUGAAAGUGCAAAAAAGUACUAGCUAGUUAUCGAGGCAUUAUAGUAGAGAGUUCCUCGAGGCAUUACAGUAGAGAGUUCCACAAUAAUAAUUGCCUCUUCCAUAGUAAUUUCUUCAUAGUUUGAAAAAAUAAACGUUACUUGUACGUGCAUGUUUAAUUACAACUAUGAAUAUGUACUGUAAUAGAUGCAUUGUCUGAUGUUGAAACUAUGUAAUAAUUGAAAUUAUAAUUGCCCAUUUAAUUUGCUA
Solanum dulcamara is the source of this 626-nucleotide messenger RNA. RefSeq lists its product as uncharacterized. Lineage: Eukaryota; Viridiplantae; Streptophyta; Magnoliopsida; Solanales; Solanaceae. The record is from RefSeq and is a predicted model, not a curated record. The transcript has 3 exons. The coding region runs from base 16 to 405 and encodes 129 amino acids.